UUGCGUUGUCUCUCAGGUGCCUUACUCCAACUUCAGACAUUCUCGAUUACAGUUACGUGCGAUUACAUACGUGGGAAGAGAAGCCCGUUCUGGCGACGUUUUAAGCCUUUUUUUUAAAAUCAUUUAUUUCCGUGUCUUUAUGAACACAUUCGGGGUCGAUAACCUCGUCGUGUUCUGAGCACCUCGGCGGACCAGCACCACGCGUCGGUUCCAACCCAGCGACAUGGCUCGACCACGGCCGCGGGAGUACAAGGCAGGAGAGCUGGUCUUCGCUAAGAUGAAGGGCUACCCGCACUGGCCGGCGAGGAUCGAUGAGCUUCCAGAGGGAGCCGUCAAGCCACCUGCCAACAAGUACCCCAUCUUCUUCUUUGGGACCCAUGAGACCGCUUUUCUAGGAACCAAGGAUCUGAUACCCUACAAUGAAUACAAGGACAAAUUUGGGAAAUCGAGCAAAAGGAAAGGCUUCAACGAAGGCCUGUGGGAGAUUGAGAACAACCCUGGUGUCAAGUUCACUGGCUACAAGGCAGCGCAGCCCCAGGCUUCAUCUGAGGCAGAGGAGGGGGGCAACGCCGCUGAUGGCAGCGGAGAGGGUGAGGAGGGGGACUCGGUGGAGGAGGGAGAAGACAAGCAGAAAGGAGAGAACACUGGAUUCAAGAGGAAAAAAACAUCAGUCUCCAAGAUGUCCUCCAAGUUAUCAAGGAUUUCAUCUAGAGAAGAGACUCUGGAGAAAGAUGGGAAGGAGGAGGACCAGAGGUGCAGCUCAGAGGCAGCGGACCCUGACGACAGUCUCCAGAACACCACAGACAAACCAGCUUUUCAAGGAAGACCACUGAGUGCAGACUCCUGAAAAGCCUCACCUUUUUGUUGUGUGAAUUUAACACGAGGAGUUUGUGGCCGCCUCCUCUCUUCGGUUUGUGUUUGUAUGGAAGACGCGCACUUUUAUACUGACACAUAUUGGGUAAUUAUCGACAUGUAUUUGUUGUAAAACCGUGUACCUGUACAUACAAAGGAAGUAGAGAAGUGAGUUGCAUCGAAAGUCCAAAACACAGUCCCGAAGCACCACGGUGAGUUUUCACCAAAAGACCAAAAAAAUACAUUUAGAAUGGGAACAAGCCGUCAUGCAAUGUAAUGUCAUGUAGGGAGUAGGGGUGGGCGAUACGGCAACAAUAUCAUAUCACGAUUUUUAAAAAUUAUCUAAUCACUAUUGUGUCACGAGUAUUUUUGAGACUAGUUUCUGAAACUAGAAAAAGAAGUCUAUUUAGGAAUAAGCACAUAUUUUUGUGAGUGUAUGCAAAGAACCUAAAUAUAACAAAAGGUAAACAACAACACACUGAUAAAGACAGCAACAUCAAAGUCAAUAAACACGUAACCUCAUAAAACAUCAGUGAAGACUAUUUGCUUUCAUCGACAUGCCGUUUUAACAGGAUUCAAGUGCACCAAUAGCUUUUUCUGAACAUGGUUUGAAGUAAAGUAACUAUUUUGAACAGAACAGAUCAAACGACGAUGUCUGGUUAUUGAGCGUGAUUAUUAAAGGAUCAGCAGCUUCAGAACAUCUUCAUCUUCCAUCCAGUUUAAUCUUCUACACGACAGAUUCCUAUCACAGAUUAUGAGCCUGGAAAACCACUUUGUUCACUUUAUCUGACUUGGACUGUGUAAAGGUUGUCAUACAGUUCCUUACUUACCUUCUUUUCCAACAUUUCAUUCUAGUUCAGUGGAGUUCACUGAUAAAUCUCCAACAUGAAUUAGCUCAGAGACUCCACCAGUGUCGAUAACGGUUUGAGGUGAGACGUCACCUUAGCCGUUAGCAUCGAAGCGCAGUCUUUAACGUCGCGGGUCAAACUUGGAACACUCACGUGGUUCUGCAGUGACGGCGAGUGGUCGAGUUAGAGGCACAGCAGGUGAAGAAAGACGCAAAGUCGCCCACCCCUGGUAUGAAGCGUAAAAUACAUGAAACAAAACCGAAAAACGGUUCGUUAUUCGUGAAAUGUGUUUAAUGGCCAGCGAAAAUUCAAAAUUAAAAUGUAAUAGAAAUGCAUUCAUAUACAGUGGUACCUCGGUUCUCGACCACAAUCCCUUCCAGACGGUCGUUCAAAAUCUGAAUCGAUUUUUCCCAUUAUAAUGAAUGGAAAAAGAAAUAAUGCGUUCCAAGCCUUAAAAUAGUCUUUUGUAGGAAUGAAUGUAGAGUGUCUGCUGCAGGUGGCUGUUCCUCUAUGUGUGUGGCCGCUGCAUGUGGGAGGGGUUGCCGAGUGAGUGACGUCUCUCCAGAAGUGAAGAGGUGCCCGGUGCGUGUCCAGCUCUGAAUGUGCGCUUCUGUGCAGUUUGGCUGUGACAAAGUCAUAAACCAAGUCACGCUCUGUCCCAGACUGGCCUCAUCCCUGUCCCAGCUCCAGCCCACAACAGGACAUCAAACCCUGGAGUGAGCGCUCCAGCACCUCCCCUGUGACACUCUACCACGGUCCAGUGUGGAGACAGGAAAGGUUUUACACCUCAAUACGAAGAAAAAACAGUCUGUAAAUGGAGCUAACGGGACACGUCUGCAUAGGCUGCGUUAUACACAGUAACAAAGCGCGUCGUGGGUCAGCUGAUCGGUCCGCGCACGUUAUGGUUUUUCCGGCGGCAUUCAAGUUCUGGAUUUUCAUAAAAAAUCCGAAGCAAAAAAAUAUCAAAAUUUUUGUUCAAACUCCGAUUUGUUCGAAGUCCGAGACGUUCGAAAACCAAGGUACCACUGUACUUAAAAACCCGUCCUAAUUUUGUGACAACAGUGAUCGUGAUAGUGACCUUUUCCUGAGCAGACGAUAAUGUGGUUUCAUUGUAGCGAAGUAUUAUUCUGUCCAAUCUGAGUCGAGUUGAGAACUACUGCUGGCUGUUGCGGAAGUUCACUUUAGCCACUGUGUUCUGUCUGUGAGGGGCAGGGAGUGUGGAGGUAACUGGUCAGGACUCAACAUCACAACACAGCCUCGCCUCUUUUAAAAGACAGAAACACUCCUUGUACAGGAAAUGCUUGUGUCCCGAGAAAGUAUUGAUGCUGUCAUAUUGUCUGUGUGUUAUGUUGAGUAUUGCAAUGUAAAACUUAUGAGUUUUUUUAUUUUUUAUUUUAGACGACUGAUGCUAAAGUGCUUUUCACCAUGAGCUACUUUGUUUGGGUCAACAGUGGCCAAUGAUGUUGAUACUUUUGUUUGUUUCUAAAAGUGUUGAUGAUGAAGAAAAGCUCCAUCCAGAUGUUUGAUGCUGUUGUUCAGUCAUAAGUCCCGACUUUGGUGACGGCUGCGCUCUUGUAUGUGUCGACCAACUGCAGCAGACCAACAGGAAACAAGAUACAAUCCAUUCUGUGGCUCUUUAAAUAAAGAGCGACGUGGAGAUAAAACGCAGCCGAUAUGCAGCAGAGGAUGUGAUUGGGCGCUCCCUGAGACUCAUGCCUUUAAUGCAAACCUUGAGGUGCACAAACACGUGGCUGAUAUGAAACCUGAAAGACGAUGGAGAGAGCAACGACACAUAGCCACAGGUUUCCCCCCCGAUACGCUCUUAUAUUCGGAGACUCAGCCCUGACUCGUCUGUAUGAGGCUGUGGUGUUGCUAACUUUAGCUUGAGCUGUAAACACAGGCAGAAAAAUACACCCAUUAGCUCAUAUUUCCGACAUCCAUUACGACCUUUGGCACCUUCCCCUGCUUUACAUACUCUACAUCUGGGACUGUGUCUCCAGCUUACAGGGGUGUGUUCAGUGUGGAGUUUUAUUUCACUACUACAUCAGUGAAACUGUGUUUAGAAUGGCUGGGCUACUUUUUUGUUCCCUGAUGGGUGGUCACAUGACAGCAGCAUGACCUUCUGUGGUGGGAGGGAAGCUCUCAUUCUCCUCUCCCGUGGGACCUCUGUCUCAAAGUUUCCCCUCUGGACGGUGGUUGGUCUGGGCCGGAUCACCGUUGCUCACCAUACAUUUCUGGUUUCUGGUUCAAAUGCUCGCACCAGCUCUGUUCUUAUUGGACGCCUUCUUCGAAAUAUGUGUCUGUAUAUUCUCUGUCAGUGACGAGGUUUCAUGAAACAAUAGUUCCCACCUCUACUUUCCUCGGAUUUAAUAUCUAGUUUUCCGCUCUAUUCCAUCGGUCUGUAAUAUAACUUCAGAUAGUUUCAGUAGCUGUAAAGACUCAAUGAGUAGGCCUCCAAGAAAAUAACAUUGUUAUUAUUAGUUAAAACAGAAAUGGUUUUAUACUGUUUACUUAUACUAGUAUUCAACGGAUGUAUAUUAAUGGAGCCUUCGUCCAAACACUGCAUGCCAACAGUCCCACUGUCUCUUCCUGUUCGUCACUGUCGGUCAUGUAACGCCAAGUUAGUCUGGUCAAGUUCUGGACGUGUCAAGUGAAAUAAAGAGAUUGACAAUACA
Molecule: messenger RNA, 4375 nt
Organism: Synchiropus splendidus (mandarinfish)
Lineage: Eukaryota; Metazoa; Chordata; Actinopteri; Syngnathiformes; Callionymidae
Gene: hdgfl3
Product: HDGF like 3
Exons: 6
Coding region: 224-847 (207 amino acids)
Biological process (GO): regulation of transcription by RNA polymerase II
Cellular component (GO): nucleus
Molecular function (GO): transcription coregulator activity; double-stranded DNA binding
Source: RefSeq, a predicted model, not a curated record